This is a messenger RNA of Myodes glareolus (Bank vole), 1108 nucleotides long. RefSeq names its product transmembrane protein 14C. Gene Ontology annotation, biological process: regulation of heme biosynthetic process. Gene Ontology annotation, cellular component: mitochondrial membrane. The record is from RefSeq and is a predicted model, not a curated record. Lineage: Eukaryota; Metazoa; Chordata; Mammalia; Rodentia; Cricetidae.
CAGGCGCGGGGGACUCUCCGGUGCACCCUCUGCUGAGCUCGCUUCACUGGCCCGCUCUCCGCUCCUCUAAAACGUUCUGGGACUCUGCGCUUUCAACUCUGUUCUGACCCGGAGCCUCCUAGCCUUCCGGGAGUGGAGACCCAAAUGCGCCUGCGCUGCUUCGGUGCUGCAGAGGGUCCUGUAAAAGAGCAGGAGUUAAUUACUUUGUCGGCGUGUGGCAUCCAGUGCAAUUGAGACUUGGGCUCUCGGGCAUUGUCUUGUCCCUCGCUCCAGCCUAACAGGAGUUGAGUGUCGGAUCUAAGGGUUUCUAAAAGUUUGUCCCGGCCUGGUGUGAUCUCCAAAGUGACUGAACAAUGCAGAAGGACAGUGGCCCACUGGUGCCUUUACAUUAUCUUGGCUUCGGCUAUGCGGCCCUGGUUGCUACUGGUGGGAUUAUUGGCUAUGCAAAAGCAGGCAGUGUGCCGUCCCUGGCUGCCGGACUCUUCUUUGGGGGCCUCGCAGGCCUUGGUGCUUACCAGCUGUCCCAGGAUCCCAGGAAUGUGUGGGUUUUCCUAGCUACAUCCGGGACCUUGGCUGGCAUUAUGGGGAUGAGGUUCUACAACUCCGGGAAAUUCAUGCCUGCAGGUCUAAUCGCAGGUGCCAGUUUGCUAAUGGUUGCCAAGCUUGGAAUCAGUGUGUUGAGUUCUCAUCCGUAGUAGCCACACCUGUGCUUGGGCUCCAGAAGAACUGAAACUCCCCAAAUGUCCACAUUUACAAUGUCUGAAGAAAAAAGUGCAGCAUAUUUACAUAUUCUGACAUUUUACAAAUGUCCACCGAGCACACAGAGGUGACAAUGAGCUUUUGCUGAUGUAACUGGUCAGGGGUGGCGAGUGUCCAGCCUGAGAGCAGAUGCUGCCUUCAUGCAGCUUUGUUCUUGUAUGAUGAGAUGUCUCAUUUCUGGACCAGUAGACAAGGAUGUCAACAUGGGGGGCCCCAGAGCCACAAGUCCUGCCCAGAAGUGUGUGAAAUCUCUUGGUGACAUUUGUGAUGUGGGAUCUUUUGUAUAAGUCUGCUAUAAAAUCAUGUUACUGUGAAAUACCAGUGAAAAUAAAGUUUGCUAUUAAGAACA